AUGGCACAGACAGAUUCAGCCACUUCAAAACCGUUCAGAGUCAUCAUCAUUGGGGCCGGCAUUGUCGGCUUAUCGCUCUCCCAUGCCUUACAACUAGCCAACAUCGACCACGUCGUUCUUGAAAAGCACGACAAGAUCGUCUCAGUAAGAGGCGCAGCACUGAUCAUCUGGCCGACCGUCGCACGCAUCUUCGACCAAUAUGGCAUUCUCGACAAGAUCACCAAGACCAUCACGCCUGUAGGCCAAGAGUACAUAAGAUGGCCAGACGGGAGUUUGAGUUGGCAUGAUCCCACUCUGCAGUAUAUGAGUAAUCUCUUUCAAGUACCGAGUAUCUUGUUUGAUCGCCAGGCUUUGGUAUCGCACCUAUACGAGGGACUACCGAAUAAAUCCUACAUUCACACUAGCAGGCGGUUUGAGAGGAUCGAGCACACUGAGACUGGUGUUCGUGUCCAUCUGGCUGAUGAUUCUGUGGAAGAAGGUGACAUGGUCAUUGGAGCGGAUGGUGUGCAUAGUCUCGUGCGACAGCUCAUGUGGGACUAUGCCUCGAAAUUUGAACCAGGAAGUAUACCCGAAAAGGACAAAGAAGUCAUGAGAUUUAGCGAGUUCAGAGGCUUCUUCGGUGUCAGCACGCAGACCGACUCGUUCGGUCUCGGCCCUGCAGAAACGCAUGUCAUUCUUGGUCACGAUAACACGAAAUUGCUCUUUACUCAACAGGGAAAAGCGUACUGGGGUAUCACCUUCAAAGACGAGGCUCAUCUGCCAGAGAAGAGAGCCAAAGCCACCGAAGCAGACAUUGAGGCGGUAGCGAAGAGAUUCGCCGACUAUCCUAUGACAGAUAAAAUUAAAAUAGGAGACUUAUGGAAGACUAAUACUCGGCACGGUCUUCUCACCGUCGAAGAAGGCAUUCUAGGUAAAUGGCACGCCGGACGCAUAGUUCUCGUAGGUGAUUCAGCACAUAAGAUGACCGCCGACCUGGGUAUGGGUGCCAAUAUGGGCAUAGAAUCUGCCGUCUACCUCUGCAACAUUCUUCACCGAGAAUUCGGCUCGAAUUCUACUCGACAUAUCGCCAUUCCCGAGCUCGCGAACCUCUUCGCCGAAUAUCAAGCCGGUCGCCACGAACGAGCGAGCAAGUUUGUCGAAAUGAGUGGCCAGGUGACACGUAUGAAUAGCUACCAAUCGUACUUUGAUCGAUUUUUUGUUGGGUAUGUGGUGCCUUAUAUCAUGCCCCUGCAGAGGAAAGCUUUUGCGAAGUCGUUGGCCAUGGGUCCGAAAGUGGAGUAUGCGCCGACGAGGACGAUCAACGAGGGCGCAGAGGGAUGGAAGUUGGGUCAGAAAAAGGAUAGAAACAAGGUUUGGCCGUCGUAUGUCAUCGUGUCAGUUACCUUAGCAGCGAGCUUUAUGUAUUUCCGGUCUUAA
Messenger RNA from Alternaria atra, 1416 nucleotides. RefSeq lists its product as uncharacterized. Bases 1 to 1416 code for a protein of 471 amino acids. The transcript is spliced from 3 exons. NCBI's taxonomy places the organism in Eukaryota, Fungi, Ascomycota, Dothideomycetes, Pleosporales, Pleosporaceae. The record is from RefSeq and is a predicted model, not a curated record. Gene Ontology annotation, molecular function: FAD binding.